Messenger RNA from Paralichthys olivaceus (Japanese flounder), 2635 nucleotides. RefSeq names its product tektin 2 (testicular) (gene tekt2). Lineage: Eukaryota; Metazoa; Chordata; Actinopteri; Pleuronectiformes; Paralichthyidae. The record is from RefSeq and is a predicted model, not a curated record. Gene Ontology annotation, cellular component: microtubule cytoskeleton; nucleus. Gene Ontology annotation, biological process: cilium assembly; cilium movement involved in cell motility.
AGAUGACAGAAUAUUACUGCCCCCUGGUGGUCGAUGAUGACACAGAAAGAGCCGCAUCAACAAACGUUGCCAUGACAAAUUAAUUAUUGAAGCCGGACCUUGUGUCUUGUUGCCUGGAGACGACAGGGGAACUUGUUGCUAUAGGAGAUAAACCAGCACGCGCCGGCUGUCUGAACAUUAGAGAAACUCUGUCCAGGGAUGUCUGCACUUCCUGCAAAGCCCGGCCUUCGCCUCAGUGUGUCAGAGUGGCUCAGCAGCAACCAGCAGCUGUCGGCCACAGCUGGACACGAGAGACAUGUUUCCAACGGGGUCCGACAAGAGGGGAGGUCCCUCCGCAAUGAGACCAACUGCACGACCGCCUGGGAUGAGAGUGAUACCUCUCGUAAGCUGAGUGACCGAGUUUGGGACGUGGCUCGAUGGAAGGAAGCUUUGCAAACCUGUGCACGGAAAGUGGAUGAAGAGAUGGAGGCUCUGACCCUGUGUAAAGAGCAGACGGAGCAGGCCUUGGCUGCGACCGCUCUUCCCUUUGAGGUCAGUACCGAGUGUCUGACGCUGAGGGAGGGACGACGACGCUCCGAGCUGGUCACUGACCCUGUGGACGAGCAGCUGAAGACAGAAGUGCAGCUGAUCGGUAGAGUGCAGCAGGUUCUGCAGCAGCACGUCGACAAGGCCUUCGAACAGCUGUGCGUUUUGCAGGAGGCUCGACAUCAGCUGACCUCUGACCUCCAGAACAAGAUGGACGCUCUGGAUAUAGACAUGUCCUGUUUGUCACUUACAAUAAAGUCCCCUGAGAUCUCCCUGAAGACCAACCCCACUCGCAUUCCAUCAGGCUCCUCCACUCCUCAGGAGUGGGUCCAGUUCAGCCGGUAUAACGUCGCUCGGGCUCAGGAGGCCAUGCAGGUGUCCCAUCACAUGAGGGAGGACAUGAGUCUCACCAGAGCUCAGCUGCAGAACGAUUUGGCGUUUCAGUGGCGGGCGACAGAGUUCGCUCUUCGUAAACGCAAUCACGAUGAGGAGCAGGCCCGCGACCAGCUGGAGUGGCAAAUUAGAAAUACUGAAGAUGAAAUGACGGAAAUGGAAGAUGACAUCAAGGGACUGGAUAAAGAUAUGCAGGCGAAGACGGCCAAUCUGAAACUGGCUCACACCAGACUGGAGAACAGGACCAACCGACCCGGGAUGGACCUGUGCAGAGACGAGGUUCAACACGGUCUUGUUCAUGAAGUCCAUCAGCUGAAGGCCACAAUCACAGCUCUGAAACAAAAGCUGUCAGAGGCGCAACAGUCUCUGCAGAAGAUGAAGCUCCAUCACGCCCGCAUGCUGGAGGAUCUCUCCAGGAAACAGGAAGCUCUGUCUCUGGAACAACGAAGCAUGAACACCCGCUCACACCUGACGGCGGCCUCCUGCUCCGGUAAAUCCCCGGUGCUGCUGGUUCCGCUCACCAACUCCAGUGGGAGGAGCAACCUGCAGCUGCUGGCUCAGUGAGAAGAUGGCGUCCAUGUUUCUGAAGGGAGGAGAUCUAUUUAGAAAAUAACAAAUUUCUAGCUUUGACUUCACGUUUUAACACUUAGCACAUAACGGAGAGCACUGCAACACUUAAAGCAACACUGUGUAACUUUUACUAAACAACAGCGCCCUCUGCAGCCACACAAGGGGAUUCAUUCUUUUGGGCUCUAUAACCAACUGAAUGGUGAAUAUUCUUCAUAUUGAAAAUGUUUCUGUCUGAAAGAUAAACACUGGGUUUUAAUUAAAUUUAAUUUAGACGUAGAAUUAAUAACAAAACAACAACAAAAGACCUUGUUUGAUGUCGUUGUGAAGCAGCGGAGGAAAAUCCUCCUGAUGUGACUCAGGCACAACACGGAUACACGAUAUUCACGGAUGAGGGGAUGUAGUAAAGUUUUAUUCACAUGGUAAUAAAUAAUCGGGAUCCAUUACCAGUGACCAAAACAAACAGCCGAGGGAAAAAACUGGCGACUGAAUAAUGUGUGUUUUUCCUUCAUCAUGCAUCGUUUGCCCUGGAAGUUUUAGCGGAGACGUCAAAUUACCUUGAAUAAACUGGGGAUUUCUAUUACUAAAUGAAAUUUAAAAUGAAUUAUCAUCCACCCAGUCUGUGCUAAGGUAAAAAAGCUCUUUCCUUUAUCUUAUUAUUUUAAUAAGACCUGUCGUCGUCUUUCAAAAACGUUCCUCUGACCUGUUUUAACCUGUUUGUGUGUAAUUGACUUCUAGUAGUGACCAAUUAUGUUUUAUGCAUGUUUGCUUAACUUUUAUAAGAAAUUACAAAUAUUCAGACCUCGAUGAAACAUUAACUCGUGGAGAUAUUUCCGGCAUCUGAAAAGUACUUAACUGAAGCGACCCAAGUUCUCGUCUGGUCGUCUCUACUUUAAUCGACCAUUAACUGGAAUGGCUUUGUUUUGCUUCGUCGUGUUGUUUGAUGAACUGAAUGAAGACGGCGAUAAUGAUGUGAAGUUUUACUCAUGCAGUGAACGAGGUUUAGAUAAAAAAUCUGGUAAACAGGCACUAAGCAGGGUCUGUAAGUCAAUAAACCAUCGUAACUCUCACGUGCCUCAGUAGUAACGACUUCAAAUGGAUGUUUGUGUCGGUCGCUGCACUUUAUGAGGAUUUAAAGUAAUAGAGGUCU